AUGGCUUUUUACGACGAGCAUGGAGGCGACGCCCAAUUUGGGAGAUUUAACAAGAACUUUGAAGGCCCCGUCGGACCCCGUCGGCCAAGACUGGUCACCGACUAUGGCUCUUCAAUGGUACAAUGGAUGCGCACCCGUCGACCCCGAUACCAAGGUGAACAUCGAAUGGAGGUCGAAAGACCCAGUCCCAGCUUCACAGUCGACAUGCUUCCACCCGUUGCGCGAACCCAUUCGCCUGCUGACACAAUCCCCGUACGACACCUUCAUCAAUCGAUCGGAAAAUCUAAGAAACCCAUCGUGGUAGUGCGAUGGACCCCCGAGGGCAGGCGGCUGUUGACCGGCGGCCACACCGGCGAGUUCAUGCUCUGGAACGGCACAGCUUUUAACUUUGAAACGGUCAUGGAUGCACACUACGAUCAAAUUCAAGCAGGUGUGACGUCGCUAGCAUGGGCGCAUAGCCAAGAUUGGCUGAUUUCGGGCGGACAACGAGGAGACGUGAAGUACUGGCGACCAAAUUUCAAUAACGUUGAAACGAUAGAUGAUGCUCACCAUGACGCCGUGCGAGAUCUGUCCUGGGCCCCGAGUGAUACAAAAUUCCUUUCCGCAUCGGACGAUACGACACUUAAGAUCUUCGAUUUCACCACCCGAACCUGCGACACCGUCCUCACGGGACACAACUGGGAUGUCAAAUCAUGCGACUGGCACCCUACGAAGGGUCUGCUGGUUUCCGGCUCUAAGGAUCACCAGGUCAAGUUCUGGGACCCCAGGACCGCCCGGUGCUUGACAACGCUUCACAAUCACAAAAAUACAGUCACCGCGACUCGAUUUUCACGGGUCAACAACAACCUUCUUGCUACGUCGUCGCGGGACCAGACAGCGCGAGUUUUUGAUUUGCGAAUGAUGCGGGAUAUUUGCAUUCUACGCGGUCAUGAGAAGCCGGUUUCUUCUCUGACAUGGCAUCCGAUCCACAGCAAUUUAAUUUCGACUGGUGCCGAAGAUGGUUCUAUGCAUCACUACCUACUCGAUGAACCAAACUUGGCGGCUGGUGUUGUUCCUACAGUGGCGCCAUACGACAGUCCAGACCCUGCCAAUACCCCUCCGCAAGUGAUCUACCCAGCUCAUCGCGUUCAAUAUGCCCACGGUGCUACAAUCUGGUCACUAGAUUGGCAUCCAUUAGGCCAUAUUCUUGCAUCUGGCUCCAAGGACAACUUCACUCGAUUCUGGUCGCGGGCUCGGCCUGGCGAGACUAGCUACAUGAAAGAUCGGUUCCAUAUUGGCGAAGAGGCCGCAGAGGCCCAAGGAACAUGGAAUCGGGGCUUUGGUCGCAAACAAAUGCGAGAUGAGGAGGAACAAGAAAUGCAAGACGAAGCCGACAGUCUGGUCGACCAGCGACGACCUGGUGGGCCUUCUCUACCUGGAAUUCAGGGUGGCCCUGGCCAGCAGCUUGAUGUUCCAGGACUGCUACCUGGUAUUGGUGCGGCACAGCCUCCACCUUCAGGAAUACCGGGUGCCAUGGCUGGAAUGGACCCUGGUCGCCUAGCUGCAAUUAUGUCUUCGCAUCCUCCUCCACCCCCACCUCAAUCAGGCCCUCCGAACGGUGGUGGAAUGCCUGGGUUCCCAAUGCUUCCCGGAAUGGGUGGCGCUCCGCCUAUGAAUAUGGAUAUGGCACAGUUCCAAAAGCAAAUGAUGGCUCAGGGAAUACAGAUUCCCCCGAACCUGAACCUUCAAAACAUGGCUGCUGCAAUGGGUGGUCUACCCGGUCUGCAAGGUGGGAUGCCAGAUGGUGCACGUCGAUAG
Messenger RNA from Penicillium verhagenii, 1797 nucleotides. RefSeq names its product WD40 repeat domain-containing protein. Bases 1 to 1797 code for a protein of 598 amino acids. The transcript is spliced from 4 exons. Lineage: Eukaryota; Fungi; Ascomycota; Eurotiomycetes; Eurotiales; Aspergillaceae. Gene Ontology annotation, cellular component: mRNA cleavage and polyadenylation specificity factor complex. The record is from RefSeq and is a predicted model, not a curated record. Gene Ontology annotation, molecular function: protein binding.